ACUUAUCUAUCCAGUUGUGUGGGGUUGUGGUGUUGACGCUGCGAUGAUGCGCUGCAUUAUCGUCGUAUUUGUUACAGUGCCCGGCCUAACCUAGGCUGGUAAAUUAUGCUUAAGAGUUAUUGAACAUAAAACGAAAGACAUGCCUAGCAAAAAGAAGAAAUAUAAUGCCCGUUUUCCUCCCGCAAGAAUAAAGAAGAUCAUGCAGACUGAUGAAGAUAUAGGCAAAGUUUCACAAGCUGUUCCAGUUUUAAUAUCAAAAGCACUAGAAAUAUUUUUAGAAGCUUUAGUGAUGAAGGCACAUGAGAAAACGAAGGCUCGCAACGCUAAGACCAUGACUAAAUCACAUAUAAAACAGUGCAUAGAAAAUGAAAACAAGUUUGAUUUCUUGAAAGAUUUAGUUGAAAAUGUUCCAGACAUGCCAUGUGAAGAGGAAGACACAAAUAGUAAUGAAACGAAUCUACAGGAACCAAAACAAACACAAUCAAGGAGGGGUCGGCCGCCCAAGAGGCCCCUGACCGAUGCGAGUGCAAGUUCAAGUAAAAACCCCCGUCAAUCUUCUGAGGAAGCGUCAUUUUCUGAUGAUGAUUCUGAUGAUUCAGGAGAGGAGACAGCAACAAGUGAAAGCCACAUGAAUCUAGUACAAAAUACAAGAUUAAAAGGGUCAACGGAGGUCAAAGCAAUACCAUCUGCAAACAUGUUCCAGGCUGUCUCAAGCACCAGCUGCAGUGUUGGAGAUAAUUCCCUAGCGAUGGGAUUCUACCAAGCACCUCAGACCCUCCAGCAAAAUAGUAAUGAUGAUGAAGACUAUGAUUGCUAGCACCCUAAAUUAAAAUGCAAUUUUUUUUAUAUACAAUAUAAUAUAAUAUUAUUAUACAUUUUAUUUUUGGUUGAUUUAACAUGGUGUCCUUAAAACCGACUUCAGUCGUUGUUACAUCAUUUCAUAUUCAUAAACCAACUUUGAAAAAGAUCACAACUAAGACAUGCAACCUUGACUAAAGCUACGUUAACAUCAAGCCCGGAUCCCGGAAAAUUGUAAGUUGCUACGUUUUUUGAACGCUGCAUUCACAUGGCGCACGGAACACCGUUAUUUGGGUUAAGAACGUAUGCGUUUGAUUAAUUCGAAGCUUGUUGCUGAUUGCUUCAACGAAAAACAACGUACAAUUUCACGAUACAAAGGCUCUCAGAUCCAUCGCUCCAGAUCCGAAGUUGGAAUUGGAAGUCGUAUGAAUUUGAUGUGAACGGUCCUAUUCUUUACCACUAAACCCAUUUUUCACGAUUUUUUGUCCGGGCACCGGAGCGGAUCCGGGAUUUGAACAUAACUUAAAAUUGAUAUCUACUCAGGCUGAUUUUUCAGAUCUGAUCUAGGGCAGGCUAAAUCACCAUAAAACAAAUAACAAUUUUUCAAUGUCUUUUUGGAUUUGACUUAGGCAAGUUCAACUGUACUAGUAUUUACUACUAGACAAAAUUAAAAUAAGUGGUUUGUGGUCUAGUAUGAAUUAUGAAGAAAAAUAUUUUUAAAUAACAGUCAAGAUUAUUAUUCAUCUGCUUGACUGAAUCUUUAAAAUAUUUUCUGCUUUUUAAAUGAUCUCUUGUCAGCGGUCUUCAACCGAACUUGGUUUAGUCAAUGCUAAUUUCUACAUAUUGUAGUUUAUGAACAUGAAUUGCAAGUUCAACAAUUGCUUGUUGAAUCCUAUUUUGAACUAAGACUAAAAUCUUUUUUGAGAAUGCAGGCAUUUUUUCCUGCAGUAAAUAUGUACAGUAUAGGGAGACUUGAAAUAACACAGGUUUUGAUUUAUAGAAUCAUUUGUAAAAUUUGGUUUUCUCCAUUUAAAAUGUAAGAAUUCGAUAAUUUUUCUCAUCUAAUUUCUCUCCACAAUCAAACAAAGCCUGUUUGACAAACUUUCUAAUACCCUGGGUUGAUCGUUCCUAUUGAAUGUCUAAAAACUUAUUCUUAUUUCCAAGAGUCACAUGACCAAUAAUUGGGAUUACAUUGUGAAUGGAAUAGUGAGCAUGCUCAAUAUAAAAAAAAUGAUAGGUAUCUUUAGUUCUGUCCAGACUAUCAAAUUUUUGAAAGAAACGUGGACCUAAUUAUGGUCGACAUCAUGACCAUAUAUAGGCACAUCAUGACUAUAUAUGGGCACAUCAUGACUAUAUAUGGGCCAUCAUCAGUUUUUUGUCAAAGAUAAUCAUUAGUGUUGAAUAAUGGUGGUUCAAACUCUUUUUGGAAAUCAAACUUUAGAACAAAUGUUUUGCUAAUGCUCCGAUGCAACUGCUCCGAUGCUACUGGCAAAUAUUGAGUUUUUUUUUAAGAGUUAGGCCUAUGGUUCUAUUACUCUGCGGGCAGAUUUAACCUGCGUAUGCAAGUGGGACACAGUGCUAGCUCGUGUCUCACAAGGAUUACAUGAAUUCAAAAGCGUAAAAUGCACAGAGAACACUAGAAAGAGUAUAAAAACACUUGCACCGUCUAUGUGGCCUUUCCUGGACAAUUAUUCCUCACAAUAAAAUUGGGGCGUUGUUUUAUAACCAUUUUUCCUCUUCCUUUUCCUCUACGGUGAUUGCACUUUAUGUUAGUGAACAUCAUGUGAUUCUGUCUAUUAUCUUCCUCCAAUAUAAGGCUUGCCAUCCCAAAACCAGUGUACAGUCGUUAUAUGUUAAACUGAGUAAUUAACAUAAAAAUGAUCCAGUAUUGUAUACUUCAGUACAGAGAAGCCGUAAUACUUUUACUCAUAACUUUGGCAAGAAUAAGUUAUUUUUAGAAAAUGACCCAUCAUUUUAAAGCUUAUAAUGUGGAGAAUAAGAAUAAUAUAUUUAAAGUCAAUUUCCAUUUUGUUGGUCACUGAUGCUGGGUUUGGGAUGGCAAGCCUCAUGUUCGUCCCAACACAUCACCAAUAGUCCCUCCGGAGGGGGAAGUUCUAUAAACCCUCACAUUCCCACUAGGUUGAACAUCCUAUCUAGCUGGUAUAUUUGAUCUGAAACUAAGAAUAUGUAUACACCUCAUAUUUAAAGCAGACUUAUAUUUUUUGUUUUCUUUGAUUGUUAUUUGUUAUAAAUCUGAAAUUAUAUUAGCUAUAGUUCAGGUAAUUAUCUAAUACCAGUGUAUAAAAGUUUGUUAAUAAACAGCAUUUGCUAUUGAAAGGAAA
Molecule: messenger RNA, 3140 nt
Organism: Anneissia japonica
Lineage: Eukaryota; Metazoa; Echinodermata; Crinoidea; Comatulida; Comatulidae
Product: dr1-associated corepressor-like
Exons: 7
Coding region: 140-817 (225 amino acids)
Biological process (GO): transcription by RNA polymerase II; positive regulation of transcription by RNA polymerase II; negative regulation of transcription by RNA polymerase II
Cellular component (GO): nucleus; negative cofactor 2 complex
Molecular function (GO): transcription coactivator activity; RNA polymerase II general transcription initiation factor activity; core promoter sequence-specific DNA binding
Source: RefSeq, a predicted model, not a curated record